Molecule: messenger RNA, 1197 nt
Organism: Dujonia railenensis
Lineage: Eukaryota; Fungi; Ascomycota; Pichiomycetes; Serinales; Debaryomycetaceae
Source: the annotation of a GenBank genome assembly
AUGGCAGUGUUGCCUCCAUUUAUACGAUCGCUUUUGAAAGCGCAUUCGUUCCUCUCGUCGUCGUUGAAUGCCCCGGUUACUUCUAAGGAAGCCAUAAAGGCAUAUCUCCAGGUGCGAAAUGCAGAGUUCAAGAGAAGACUACUACUAUCGCCAAACCCGAUCGUCGAGCCUGGAUUAUCUGUUCUAUUGAAAGAUAUACCGAAACCAUUCCAAAGUCACAUACAAAGUAUUUUCGAAAAACCAAUAAUUGAGAAGGAAAUGGAACUUCAGGACAUCCUUGUCGAGAACACUACGGGUGAGGCAGACAAGGGUAACGAGGGCCCCAGUGACAUUUACUGUGACCCCAGCGCACCAAUUGCAAACACUAAAGCACUACUUAGGAAAACCGGAUUCUCAACGCAGGUGUUUCAAGCUGUUUUCUCCAACCAUUACCCACUUCAACCAGACCUUGACGAGUCCUUGCAUAAGUCUUCCAUAGAGUGGACUGAUAGGCUACUUAAAGAUACCCCAUUUAUGUUCAUAUUAAAGCAAACGCACAGACUAUUCUCAGACAACUCUUUGAACCAGAUAAACCCACUGAGAGUGCAGUUUCAGAAUGAAUUGCAGAAGCUAGCGGCCAUUAGCUCCAAGUCAAGUAAAAUUCAACGUAGCUACUAUUUCUGUAGUAUGUGGAACUUGGCAGUGUUUAAUAGGUGCCUAGGUGGAGAAGACGAUCCCAUGGUGCAAGAACUACUCAGAGAGAGAGAACUCAAGGUGACUGAUGAAUUUUUCGAGCCGCUUUCUCUCAGUGAAGAGGAUCUUAACCAACUUACUGUCAACGAAUACCCAGGAGAUCGACGGGAUAUCCCAUACGACUUGAAAUACACAUCGUUUUCUGUUGCAACUAUAGAAAGGAAGAUCAGGAAGCAGGAUCACACGACCUUUUUAAAGUUGCUAGAAGAGUAUAAAGACGAAUUUGAGGUUAUCGGAGUAAGGUUCUCAUUGAAUUCAAGUUGGAUCAAAAAGAAUCUUCAAGAUGCAAGCAUUCUUGGAGAAGAGAAGGUACAGGCUAGCCACGGCUCAUACGAUGACAUGUUAAGCAAUAUAAAGAAGGUAGAGGAACCUUCAAACUUCAAGCAUCUAUUGAAGGGAUUAGGUGAAUUGGGUUUGACUGAAGUAAAGCAGGGAAAAGACUGUCUUUACUUGGUAAGGGAAUAA